AUAUUCCUGUAACGAAUGAGCCACACUCAGUCAGUCGCUUCUCAAUUCCAGUGCUGAAUCGGAUCGAGCUAGCUAGGUCACUCCUUUUUGAGAUAGGGUAAGGAUCCUGUCGAUGGCGGCCUCCUUGAAGGUCAAUGGCGCUGUACUGGCAACGGUGGCGGCGAUCUUCCUCGCCGCCGUGCUUCCUUCUCACGCGUCGACGACGGUCGACGAGCCAGCGGCUAACUAUAAGCCCGCGGCUCCAGCGCCCCCGCCGCCUGCGUCCUCGUACACCCCGCCGCCGGCGGUCCAGCCGGUGGUCGUCGUCCACGGCGUCAUCUACUGCAAGUCCUGCAAGCUCAGGGGAUACAACAGCGGCAUGGACGCGUCCCCUCUCCCAAACGCGACGGUGAGCCUGGUGUGCUACGGCGACGAGGAGAGCGGCUACCGGGUGCUGAACCAGACGAGCACGGCGGCGGACAGGAACGGCUACUUCAUCGUGAUGGUGUACGACGUGGACAUGUUCGACCGGCACACCUGCCGGCUGUACCUCCGCUCCUCGCCGACGCCGCUCUGCGCCAGGCCCUCCGUCCCGUCCAACCCCAAGCUCGGGCUCACCCUCGUGCGGGACCGCGCGGCCACGGCGCCCAGGGGCUCGCGCGGCGUCUACCACGCCAGGACCGCGCUCAUGUACGCGCCGGGCGCCGGCGGCAAGUGCCCGCCCUACUGACGAGUGAUGACGACGCGCCGCGCCGUCGCCGGAGGGGACGGACGCGUCGACGAGUGCGUGCGUGCGCGGAGUGGUGGGUGCUCGUUUGGUCAGGACGGAACUCAAGAUGCCGUCGUCGCCGGAGGCAAGAAUAAGAUGAAGUGCAUGGUCGUUGUCACGUAGGUGUGUCGUCCGUUUAGUUGGUGCUGCAUGGCUCGCCGGAGUGUUUGUGGUGUGUUUGAGUCUGAAGUGGUUCGGUCGUCAUCUGUGUAACCUAUGUCUGAAUCGGUCACCUGUUUUCGAAUGAAGGAAUCCGGGCAUCCGUUCAAUUUUUUGUUU
Panicum hallii is the source of this 1027-nucleotide messenger RNA. Its product is annotated as non-classical arabinogalactan protein 30-like. The record is from RefSeq and is a predicted model, not a curated record. Lineage: Eukaryota; Viridiplantae; Streptophyta; Magnoliopsida; Poales; Poaceae. The coding region runs from base 113 to 709 and encodes 198 amino acids. The transcript has 2 exons.